Messenger RNA from Acipenser ruthenus (sterlet), 788 nucleotides. RefSeq names its product COMM domain-containing protein 1-like. Bases 341 to 718 code for a protein of 125 amino acids. Lineage: Eukaryota; Metazoa; Chordata; Actinopteri; Acipenseriformes; Acipenseridae. The record is from RefSeq and is a predicted model, not a curated record. Gene Ontology annotation, biological process: negative regulation of protein localization to cell surface; regulation of proteasomal ubiquitin-dependent protein catabolic process; copper ion homeostasis. Gene Ontology annotation, cellular component: endosome. The transcript has 2 exons.
GAGUAAGAGACCAGGCGAAUGACUGUGCCUGGUGAUGCAUUGACCUGGGAGCUAGGCCCAGUGACUUGAGGCCCAGACACCAAUGCAGGGUGUCUGGGAGACACUGACCCAUAGGCGAAGCUGGUCCCAUCGCCUCCUCCGUCGGCCGACAUGGUCCUGGGUCUUCUGUCAGGGGUGCCUGUUAAACCCCUCUUGUGAUUCCAGGGCUUUUGUAAGGGAGUGCCUGUUUAACCCCUGUAGUUACCCUAUACCAAUUCUAAUUAACAGGUUUUAUAAACUUCUCAAGCAAAACCUUUUGUGCUCAUGUGACUUUUAAGCAUACAUACUCUUCCAUGUAGACAUGGCUAGAUUUUCAGUGUUCUCACUUAUCUCUUCUACAUGGCAUGACUGUAUGGGUUUACUCGCUGUCUGUGGCCUUGUAUUUCAGUCCAUCGCUUCGGCGGACAUGGACUUCAAUCAGUUGGAAGCCUUCCUGACAGCUCAGACCAAGAAGCAGGGAGGGGUGAGCGCUGAGCAGGCAGCUGUCCUGUCCAAGUUCUGGAAGAACCACAAGAGCAAGAUCCGCGAGAGCCUCAUCAGCCAGAGCCGCUGGGACAACAGCCUGCGCAACGUGAGCUGGAGAGUGGACCUGAAAACACAGAGUCGCCACGCCGACCAGGUCAGCGCCGCCGUUGGUGUGGUGGAGCUGGAGCUUGGAAAGACUGGAAAGGCUAGGUGAUGCUGUCACUGAUAACUCUCUUCAGCUGAAUGCUGGUCCUUUCCGCCAGAUCUGGAUGCACGCAGUAGAC